Messenger RNA from Striga asiatica, 1097 nucleotides. Lineage: Eukaryota; Viridiplantae; Streptophyta; Magnoliopsida; Lamiales; Orobanchaceae. The record is from the annotation of a GenBank genome assembly.
CUUAUGAGCGAAAUCCGUUGUGAUCUUCUCAGUUGCACGACAGAGCAAAAAAAAUCUUUAAUAAAAUAUUUUAAACUGAAAAACUCAAACUACAUACUGGUGUAUGAUAUCGUGAAAGCAAGUUACAGUCGGAAAAUCGGGGUUUUGUUCAACACGAAAAGGUUCGAAAAUGGCGUGUAGGCUUGCUUUGAGAACCGUUUGCUUGACCGAGCCAUGGCUGCCUAUGUCUUCUAUUAACAAACAACCAUCCAUUUUUCCACCAAUUGUAUUAACCCGCCGGAAAAUCGCUUCACCAAAUUCAAAUUGCGGUUGUAAAACUGCAAUAGUGGCAAAACGCUGCAAUUUCUCAAGGAACUGCUCAAAUGACGUGAACUCGUCUUUACCUGGUGCUGAUUCGGAGCAAGGCCCUCCUCAAGAAGCCGUUUUGAAGGCUAUAUCAGAAGUUUCCAAGGCUGAAGGAAGAGUGGGACAAACUACUAAUGUAGUUAUGGGAGGUACCGUUACGGAUGAUUCAACGAAUGAGUGGCUUGCUCUAGAUCAGAAGGUGAACUCAUAUCCAACAGCUAGAGGAUUUACUGCAAUUGGAACUGGGGGGGAUGACUUUGUUCACGCUAUGGUUGUUGCCGUUGAAUCAGUUCUUCAACACCCUAUUCCACAAGGUCAAGUGAAACAGAAGAUAUCCUCGGGUGGCAAAUAUGUCUCUGUGAACAUUGGACCUGUGCAAGUUGUUUCCAGUGAGCAGGUCCAAGCGGUCUAUAAUGCUAUGAGAAGGGACGACAGGAUGAAAUACUUUUUGUAAAUUAUUUUAUAGUUGGAUCAUAGAAUGCUCAUAAUCUGAAAUGGCAUGCUUCCAUUAUUAUUACUAUAUUUAAUUACCUUAUUGAACUGUGACUAACUUUGAUGUUAAUUCUCAGCUAGCAUGUAGAUGUAGCUAAUAAUUAUUAUCUCAGUGCUUGCAUGCAUUAAUGUUUAACAUGUACUUAAGAACUUGUCAUGGUAACCUUUCAUAGCCUUUGAGAUGGAGCCCCCUUGUGAUGGUAACCUUUGAUAGCCUUAGAUGGAGACUCCGCUAUCAGUCCCUAAAUAAAAAUUCCAAG